This is a messenger RNA of Morus notabilis, 1498 nucleotides long. RefSeq names its product U-box domain-containing protein 21. The transcript has a single exon. The record is from RefSeq and is a predicted model, not a curated record. NCBI's taxonomy places the organism in Eukaryota, Viridiplantae, Streptophyta, Magnoliopsida, Rosales, Moraceae. The coding region runs from base 16 to 1341 and encodes 441 amino acids. Gene Ontology annotation, molecular function: ubiquitin protein ligase activity. Gene Ontology annotation, biological process: protein ubiquitination.
UUUCAUAGCUGAAAAAUGGUUUUCGGUUGGAGAAGAAGAAAAAAUAAUGCCCACAAGAAGAAUCUCAUGGUCAUUAUGGAUCUUGAGAUCCCCAACCAUUUUUUAUGCCCAAUUUCACUCGACUUGAUGAAAGAUCCAGUCACGCUAUCUUCAGGCAUAACCUAUGACCGAGAAAACAUCGAGACGUGGCUCGAGGCCGGGAACUUCACCUGCCCGGUGACCAAGCAGAUUCUCCAAAGCUUUGAUCAGAUUCCCAAUCACAGCCUCAGAAAGUUGAUCCAAGAGUGGUGCAUGGAGAAUCAGAAGUAUGGCGUGCAGCGUAUCCCAACUCCCAAAACCCCGGUCCUGCCACUCGAGGUCUCGGAGAUUCUCUUCAGCGUUGAGGCCUCGGUGAGGCGCAAGGACCUGUUUGGAUGCCUGGAAUCCGUCAAGAAAAUCCAGAAGUGGGGCGCGGAGAGCGAGCGGAAUCGACGCUGCAUCAUGGUGAACGGAGCUGCCAACGUGCUAGCGAAUGCUUUGGAAUCUUUCGCUACCAGCGGGUCAGACAUGAGUGGAUUUGAAGAAAUAUUGUCGGCAUUAAAUUGGAUGUUUCCUUUUGGAGAAGAAGCAAGGAAGUACUUGGGAUCCGAGGCUUCUUUACGUUGCUUGGUUUCGUUUCUCAAACAUGAUGAUCUUUCAGUGAAGCAGAAUUCGGCAAUGGUAUUGACUGAGCUUCUUUCUUAUGGUGAUAAAAGACACUUGGAAGUAAUAGCAAAUAUUGAAGGACUUGUUUUGAUACUCAUGGAUUUCAUCAGAAAGCAAAUUUGUCCAAAGAUUACCAAGGCUUCACUCAUGUUAAUCUUCCAUCUGGUUUCAUCGUCCUAUUAUACUUCAUCUGAGACGAUCAAAUCAGCAUUUGUUGAGAUGGGUUUGGUUUCUUUAAUUCUUGGAAUUCUUGUUGACUUCGGAAAGGGUGUAAUUAUUGAGAAUGCUUUGGGGGUAAUGGAUGGAAUUUGUGGGUUCGAGAAAGGGAGAAAAGAGGCGUUUGGAAAUGCUCUAACCAUACCGGUUUUGGUGAAGAAGCUGUUGAGAGUUUCCGAUGUCGCCACCGCAUUUUCGAUUUCGGCUAUUUGCAAGCUAUGUAAGAAUGUAAAUGAGGAAGACGAUGUUCAAGGAAGAUCAGUUCUCGUAGAGGCUCUUCAAGUUGGUGCUUUUCAGAAGCUGUUGUUGAUUAUACAGGUGAGUUGUUGUGAGGAGACAAAGAAGAAAGCUACUGAGCUUUUGAAACUUUUGAAUCCUUACCGGCCUCAGCUGGAAUGCAUUGAGUCUGCAGAUUUCAAGAGUCUACGAAGUUCGUUUUAAGUUCUUGAAGAUGCGUUUUCUUUUUUAAUUUUAUUUUAAGUUAUUUAAUAUGAUAUCUUUAUUAAACUUGUAAUUUUGUUUAUACGCAUAACGGUGUGUAAGCACAAUAUCAUAUAUACAAUAGUGCCGAAAAAUAUAUAAAAAAAAAAAUACAAUU